This is a messenger RNA of Leptonychotes weddellii (Weddell seal), 1428 nucleotides long. The record is from RefSeq and is a predicted model, not a curated record. NCBI's taxonomy places the organism in Eukaryota, Metazoa, Chordata, Mammalia, Carnivora, Phocidae.
AUGACUAAAGGGAAUGCUAAUGGCAUCAAGUUGGUGGACACCAGGGCUACUUCUAAACAUCUUAGAAUGUACAAGUCACCUCCCACAACUUCAAGUUAUCUGGUUCAAAGUGUCAAGGCAUCCAUCUUGAGCUACGACGGCAGCAUGUACAUGAAGAUCAUCAUGCCCAUGGUCAUGCACACUGAGGCAGAGGAUGUGUCCUUCCGCUUCAUGUCCCAGCGAGCUUAUGGACUGCUGGUGGCUACUACAUCUAGGGACUCUGCGGACACCCUGCGCUUGGAGCUGGAUGGGGGGCGUGUCAAGCUCAUGGUUAACUUAGACUGUAUCAGGAUAAACUGUAACUCCAGCAAAGGACCUGAGACCCUGUAUGCGGGGCAGAAGCUCAAUGACAAUGAAUGGCACACCGUCCGGGUGGUGCGGAGAGGAAAAAGCCUUAAGUUAACCGUGGAUGAUGAUGUGGCUGAGGGUACGAUGGUGGGGGACCAUACCCGCUUGGAAUUCCACAAUAUCGAGACCGGAAUCAUGACAGAGAAACGUUACAUCUCCGUUGUCCCAUCCAGUUUCAUUGGCCACUUGCAGAGCCUCAUGUUCAAUGGCCUGCUCUACAUUGACCUGUGCAAAAAUGGCGACAUCGAUUACUGCGAACUGAAGGCUCGUUUUGGACUGAGGAACAUUAUCGCUGACCCCGUCACCUUCAAGACCAAGAGCAGCUACCUGAGCCUGGCCACCCUCCAGGCCUACACCUCCAUGCACCUCUUCUUCCAGUUCAAGACCACCUCAGCGGAUGGCUUCAUUCUCUUCAACAGUGGUGACGGCAAUGACUUCAUUGCAGUUGAAUUGGUCAAGGGGUACAUACACUACGUGUUUGACCUUGGGAAUGGUCCCAAUGUGAUCAAAGGCAACAGUGACCGCCCCCUGAAUGACAACCAGUGGCACAAUGUCGUCAUCACCCGGGACAACAGUAACACCCAUAGCUUGAAAGUGGACACGAAAGUGGUCACUCAAGUUAUCAAUGGGGCCAAAAAUCUGGAUUUGAAAGGUGACCUCUACAUGGCGGGUCUGGCCCAAGGCAUGUACAGCAACCUUCCAAAGCUGGUGGCUUCCCGGGAUGGCUUUCAGGGCUGUCUGGCAUCAGUGGAUUUGAACGGGCGCCUGCCAGACCUCAUCAACGAUGCCCUCCAUCGGAGUGGACAGAUCGAGCGUGGCUGUGAAGGACCAAGUACCACCUGCCAGGAAGAUUCAUGUGCCAACCAGGGGGUCUGCAUGCAGCAGUGGGAAGGCUUCACUUGCGACUGCUCCAUGACGUCAUAUUCUGGAAACCAGUGCAAUGAUCGUGAGUACAACCUUUUCCAUACUUGGGAGUUUUAUCAGUGUUUAGAGGUCUGGAGAAACCUUAAGGGACAUUAUGUAAAAGGAUGGCUCUUCUGA